AUGGCGUCGACGACCGCGAGCCCGCUCCCUCUCCGAUCCCUUCUCGCCUUCCUUUUCCUUUUCGUUCGGGUCGCAGUCGUCGCGGGAGACAACGACCACGAUGCAGCAGUACAACUCGUCCCUCGACAAGAUCUUCACGCGCUUAAAGACUGCCUUGCAAAGGCGGGAGCGAGGGCGAUAUACCCAGAUUCCGAUGCAGACGCAGGUGCAGAUGGAAGCGCUGGAAGUGCUGGAGACGGAGGUGGAAAUGGAAGCCCUGCCGCCGGCUUCCCGCGUUCGCAGAACACGAACUACCACUACACGCCCGCAGUCGUGGUGCAGCCCACUUCCGCCCAAGAGGUCGCAGCCGUCGUUCAGGCAGUCGCUCAAUGCGCUGGCGCAGGAUUUCGACUCUCGAGCUUUGGUGGAGGCCAUGGGUAGGUCUCCCACUGCAUACUCCCUCCCGAGUCGGGAAGAUUUUUGGAUGCUAACAUUAUCAAAGCUACGCAUCGUACGCCCUUGGCGGUCACGAUGGCUAUGUCAUCAUCGAUUCCAGCGGUAUGAAGAAGAUCCAUCUUGAUCCAGUCAAGAAGAUUGUGACGGCAGAUAUGGGCGUCCGUAUAGGACCUUUGGCGCAGGAGAUUGGGAAGAAGGGGUUUGGGUUACCGCAUGGAACCUGUCCCUCGGUUGGACUUGCAGGGCAUUCUUUGAGUGGCGGAUGGGGAUUCUCGAGUCGGAAGUGGGGAUGGCUGAUGGACCAUGUCGUCAGUCUUGUUUAUGUGGACGCAGAAGGGAAGAUCAAAGAGGUAUCGCAGGCGUCGAAAGGCCCGGAUGCGGAGAUUUGGUGGGCGAUGCGUGGCGCCGGCGCCAACAAUUUUGGAGUGGUCACUUCGUUCGCGUUAUCGGUUGUGGAUGCACCUGCAAAGGCUGUCAACUACAAGACCAUCUUCAAAACGAACGACGAUUGCGCUGCGGCACUACUCAGCCUCCAGGAACUUGGGAGCAAAGCCGCUUCUCUGCCUCCAGAGCUGGGUGCUCAGCUGCUAAUUUAUGGCGAAGGAUCCCCAGGAGACCCCGGCGCCGGUUCGUUUUCCGGUCAAUACUUAGGUCCUCAAUCACAGUUUCAGCCGGUUCAGCAGAGGAUGCUGCAAAGCUUGAAAGCUCACGGGGUCAACACGCAGGCAGCGGAUUGGAAUGUCACCGAGAAGACAGGCUGGGUCGAAACUUUGACAGACUUGAUGGGUAACCUCGAUGCGCCUCCAGAUGUAGUGCCAUACUAUGCGCAGUCGUUGAUGGACGACGGCUCACCGGGGUACACUCAGGAAAGCGCCCAAAGGAUCGUGAAAGCAAUCCAGGCCACCGUCAAAGUCGAAGAUACCAGUACAUCCUUGUCAUUCGACCUGAAUGGUCCUGGUGCGGCGACCAAUAGCCCCGACCCAUACGGAGAUUCUUCUUUGGGGGCAGCCGGACACCGGAAAGCGUUGUUCUUAAGCCAGCUGUACAACUACGGCACUCCAGGGUUCGACAAGCCACAGGCCCAGAAACGAGUCUUCGAUGCUAUGGACGGCGUAUCCAGCGCCGUGAGAGCCGCGAAGCCAGGAGCCAGAUGGGGGUCCUAUGUUAAUUACAUCGAUCCUCGCCUUCAAGACUUUGGCAGAGCAUAUUAUGGUCCCGGUCUUGAGAGAUUGAAGUCCAUCAAGAAGCAAGUCGAUCCGAAGACGAUAUUCGACUUCCCUCAAGGUCUCGCACAUGCGUGA
Molecule: messenger RNA, 1736 nt
Organism: Lecanosticta acicola
Lineage: Eukaryota; Fungi; Ascomycota; Dothideomycetes; Mycosphaerellales; Mycosphaerellaceae
Source: the annotation of a GenBank genome assembly